AUGAAUCCUGAGGAUCCCACUAGUGGGUUCCGGCAUGGCAAGGUGUUAAUGUUCAUCAAUGAGCAAAUGUCCAAGGACACAAAAGGCCCCGCGUUCUACCUUGAGAACUUGUCCCUGUCCUGGGAGGAGGUGGAAGAAAAGCUCAGAAUCCUCCUGGAGAAUGGGGAGAUGCUGGGGCAGGCUCAGGAAGCCUGUGCCUGGGCCAGCCUGGCCUUGGGUGUUCGCUUUGCUUGGAGGCAAGUCCACUUGCAGGGGCGCCGAGUGCAAUGGCUGCACGACUUCGCCUGCCUGCACAGGUCAGCGGCACAUGCCUUGGCGUCAGACCUGAAGAAACUCACAGACCAGCAAGAGAUGGACAGCAAGGAGGCGGCCUUCCAGCUUCAGCUGGCCCACACCAAACUGGCAGAGGUGCAGAGAGACAGGGACCAAAUGAGGCUGAAGCUACUACAUGCAAGAUUUGUCACCCCUAUGAGAACUCUGAAAGACUAUGGAGGAUGCCAGCACCAGAUGCAAGCAAGGACUGUGACUGUACAGCCUUUUAACAGAACUCUUCCCUGGUCCCCAGUGGACAGAACCACGGACAGGUCUGAACAGGACACUCUACUGCUCCAAGGUGAGUCAGCCUCUGAUCCGACAGAGCGUUUGCCAGUCGAG
Messenger RNA from Cricetulus griseus (Chinese hamster), 654 nucleotides. NCBI's taxonomy places the organism in Eukaryota, Metazoa, Chordata, Mammalia, Rodentia, Cricetidae. The record is from RefSeq and is a predicted model, not a curated record.